UUCUCUGAUAAACGCGGUUCGCUUUUUUUCUUUCCUUCUUCUUUUCCUCCCAAGUCCGUUUCCUGGAGCGGCUGGCGGGCGGAAAGACACGUCCCCCCUCCUCCACCUCCUCCUCCUCCUCCUCCUCAUCAUCAUCUUCUCCUCCUCUCCUCAUCUCCUGCGUUUAUUCACACCGACUCUAUUUCAUAACAAGCCUGUUUACUUGGCGCGAAUCCGCAGCUCCCCGUGGCUCGCAACCCCGCAUCCCGGUUCCGUGGCGUGGAAAUUUGCGCACAAAAUAAUUAAAAAAAAAGCGCGAGAGAAAUAAAGAAGGGGGAUUCAAGUUUUCCUGGAAGUUGCGCUCUGACAGAAACAAAAAAACCAUGGGAAUUUGUGGUCGUUUGGCGGUGUCUGGGAAAAGCCUCGUCGUGCUUGGACUUAAAUUGUUAUUCCUUGUACCUGCAGGAGUUCCAGCCAGGAGCGGGGAUUCUGUAUUUAAGGACAACAUCACGGUCAGACAGGGGGACAGCGCCGUCUUGAAAUGCAAUGUGGACAGCAAAGUAACGCGGGUGGCAUGGCUCAACCGCACCACCAUUCUAUUUGCCGGCAACGAGAAGUGGUCUCUGGAUCCCCGUGUCGUCCUGAUGGAGAACACAGCCGUCACAGAGUACAGCAUCAAAAUCCAAAAUGUGGACAUCCAUGACGAGGGGCCCUACGUCUGCUCCAUCCUCACAAACAGGAAACCAAAAUCGACAAAGGUGCAUCUCAUCGUUCAAGUGCCGGCCAGGAUCACAAAUAUAUCAAAGGACAUCACAGUGAACGAGGGCAGCAACGUUAAUCUCAUGUGCCUGGCGGUGGGUCGACCCGAGGCCAACAUCAUAUGGAAGCACCACUCGCCAAGAGGCACCCAUAAAUUUGUGACAGAGGGGGAAAAUCUGGAGCUGACAGCCGUCACCAAAGAGCAGUCGGGAUCGUACGAGUGCAUCGCCUCCAAUGACAUCUCCAGUACCGAUGUUAGGACAGUGCAAGUCACCGUCAACUAUCCGCCGUUCAUAUCUAAGGCAAGAAGUACGAGUAUUCCAGUCGGACAAAGAGGAGUCCUGCAAUGUGAAGCCUCCGCUGUCCCGCCGCCAGAUUUUGAGUGGUACAAAGAAGACCGCAGGCUCUUCAGCGGUCUAAACGGGGUGAAGAUCGAGAACCAAGGUAAACAUUCCAUGCUCAUCUUUUUCAACGUCUCGGAAGAAGACUAUGGGAACUACACGUGCGUUGCCAUGAACACCAUGGGAGUCACUAACGCCAGCAUAAUCCUAUACGGUCCGGGAGCGAUCCACGACGUGAACGGGGCGUCGGCGUUGUCCCACUGCUCCACAUGUCUCCUGCUGAUCGUAACCUUGCUCCACCAGAUGAAGUUCUGAUGUGGCGAAAGAGUGACAACCUUCAACCUCGCAACAUUGAACAGCAAGAACAGACUAUUAGUCUAUCAUUUCUUCUUCUGAAUUAGUCUAUUGGAAGAAACAGGGGAAAUCCGAGAGCACCACUGGUUCACGUUUAAUUAUCCCAGUUUGUUUUUGUUUUUUUUUAUUAUUGUCAUUAUUUCUGGCUUUGGCAGGGGGGAGUCUGUUCUCUGUCGGCUCGCUCCAGAAGAAGGGGAAACGUUUGAAUCAUGCACUAAUUUGAUGAAAGUUGAAGUACUGACUUGUGCCCCCCCCCCCUCCCCUGCCCCCUCCCAAAAACCUUUUUUGUAUGUGAAAAGGGAAAAUGAAGAAAAAAAAAAGAGAAAAAAAAAAGAUAAUAUACAUGUAACUGUUGAUAGUUGACUGUUUAUUGCCCAGUAUUGAAGUGUACAUUCAGAUUAUUAUUAUUACUACUGUGUCACGUCCUGGUCAAUAUCUGUACAAUACCAUUAAGCUUUUUUUAAGUAAACGGCAAAAAAAAAAAAGUGGGAAAAAAAAAAUGCAACGUGAUUGUCGAAUUUUACUGUAUUUUUACAGUUGUAUGCAAAACAGAAUAACAGAUCAUUUACGAUAAAACAGUUGAUUUCUCAGGCAAUGUCCUACAUCAUAGUGCAUCCAAUUCUUCUUUUUGUGUGUGUGUGUGUGUGUGUAGAAAGUGUACAGACAAUUCCUGCACUGUUGUUUUGUUUUUUUCUUUCUCACCCCAAAUCAAACGGCAAAUUGCCUAAUCCCAGUGUCAUAGCAGCUCCAUGGCAUAUUCACGGCGAACAUCUGAGAUUCGAAGGCUCCACACAUUGGCAUUUGCGUCAUUUGGUACUUACAGGUCGCGCGGAGGGCGUCAGUCAAGUGUCACGUCAUUUGUGGUCUAAUUAACAACUUGCCACUCUCACUAAAGAGGUGCUGUUAACGUGAAAAGCUGUAAAAAAAACAACAAGAUUUUCUGAUCAUAUUCUGGCUUUUUAAAGUGGUGACUUAUAUAACUGUAUAGCAUGUACCUACUGUAUGUUCUAAUUUAAACAAAAUAGCCUUUGCAGUAUGUUUCUCAGGCAGCCACAGUGGUCCUCGAGGUUUCUUGGUUGAACGGUGGACUUUUAUGCAAUUGAGGCCUGCGGCGCCACACAGGUUGUCACAAAGUCAAGUUAGAUGUUCUGUAUCGCUAAUUUAUUACAAAUCUCUUAUUGUGUUGACCAUAUCUCCACAAAUACUACCGGUGAA
Messenger RNA from Solea solea (common sole), 2648 nucleotides. It is a transcript of the gene opcml, whose product is annotated as opioid binding protein/cell adhesion molecule-like. Lineage: Eukaryota; Metazoa; Chordata; Actinopteri; Pleuronectiformes; Soleidae. The record is from RefSeq and is a predicted model, not a curated record. The transcript has 7 exons. The coding region runs from base 363 to 1394 and encodes 343 amino acids. Gene Ontology annotation, cellular component: neuron projection.